GCUUAGCUGUUUUGUCUACUUUUCUGAUUUUCGUCUAUAUGUAACUAUGCUAAUUGAUGUCGUCGUCUAGCUUGGCUAGAUCAGUGUUUAGUGUUAUAAAAGGCGAGUCGUUUGGCGCAAAUCAUUAAGUUUGUUAGCUGAUUUCAAACAGUUCGGACAAGCAGCGACAUGAGGAUCUUCAUUGUGCUCAGCAUUAUUCUGGCCGUGGUGGCUGCAGCACCACAGUUCCGCGGAGGCGCUGCUAAUGCCAAUGCUGAUGCUAGCGCUCAGGCAGAAGGUGGCCACAAUGGACCAGGCUUUGGCAAAGGUCCGGGUCGCCCUGGUGGCUUUAAUGGUGGAGGUUUUGGCGGUCCUGAAGGUCCAGGCGGCUUCGGCGGUCCAGGCGGCUUCGGCGGUCCAGGCGGCUUCGGCGGUCCAGGCGGCUUCGGCGGCCAAGGUGGUUUCGGAGGUGGUAGCUCUAGUGCCAAUGCCAAUUCCGAGGCAAGUGCAACUUCUAAUGGCGGUGGUCGCUUCGGUGGUGGCGGCAGCUCCAGUGCCAGCGCUUCCUCUUCAUCCAAUGCCAGCUCCAACGGUCGUUUCGGUGGCAACGCAAGUGCUUCCUCUAGCUCCAAUGCCUCGGCCAACAAUGGCGGUAACGCCAAUGCCUCAUCCAGUUCCGUUGCCAAUGCACGCGGUUGAACCCAAGCGAAUUGAUAUGCGAUAAGCC
Drosophila hydei is the source of this 706-nucleotide messenger RNA. RefSeq names its product glycine-rich protein 5-like. The transcript has a single exon. NCBI's taxonomy places the organism in Eukaryota, Metazoa, Arthropoda, Insecta, Diptera, Drosophilidae. The record is from RefSeq and is a predicted model, not a curated record. The coding region runs from base 169 to 678 and encodes 169 amino acids.